Molecule: messenger RNA, 2538 nt
Organism: Sungouiella intermedia
Lineage: Eukaryota; Fungi; Ascomycota; Pichiomycetes; Serinales; Metschnikowiaceae
Source: the annotation of a GenBank genome assembly
AUGAUGCAAUUGGACGUUGAGCAGCUUUUGAUAGACCUUACCCUUCUGGAGAAGAUCUCACUUCUUGCGGGUUUGAACUCAUGCCAAACUGUGAAGGUUGACAGAUUAAACAUUCCUGAAGUCCGUGUCUCGGAUGGACCCAACGGAGUUCGUGGAACAAGGUUCUUUAACUCAAUUCCAUCCAAUUGUUUCCCAUGUGGAACUGGAAUGGCUUCCACCUUCAACAAAGAUUUGCUCUUGGAGGCCGGAAAGUUGAUGUGCAAAGAAGCCAAGAUGAAAAGCAUCCACUGCAUUCUUGGUCCCACUUGUAACAUUGCACGUGGACCAUUAGGAGGAAGAACAUUUGAAUCAUACUCGGAGGAUCCGGUGUUAUCUGGUAUUAUGUCAGCGGCCAUUAUCAACGGAAUCCAGCUGGGAAAUGUGGUUGCCUGUUUGAAGCACUUUGUUUGUAAUGACCAGGAAGAAGACAGAAACGGCGUUGACACUAUUGUCACCGAGAGAGCUUUGCGUGAGGUGUACUUGAAACCUUUCCAGAUUGCUGUGCGUGAUGCUAACCCGGGAGCCAUGAUGAUUGCCUUCAACAAGGUGAAUGGAGAGCAUGUUUCUCAAGACAAGAAGUUUCUUCAGGACGUCUUGAGAAAGGAAUGGGAAUGGGAUGGCUUGACAAUGUCAGACUGGUUUGGAACUUAUACCACCAAACAAGCCCUCGAGGCUGGUUUGAACUUGGAGAUGCCUGGGCCAACCAGAAUGCGUCAAGAAGUCCAGACAUCGCACAUGGUGGUCUGUAAUGAAAUUCACAGAGAUGUCAUAGAUGACAAUGUUCGCCAUGUUCUCAAGUUCAUCAAUAACUGUCUAAUGGCAGAGAUUCCUGAUGAUUUUGAAGAAACUGAGAAUACCGACCCUGCUGCUUCAACUCUCUUGCGUCAAAUUGCUGGCGAAUCUCUUGUGUUGCUAAAGAACGAAGAUAAUAUUUUGCCAUUGAGCCCAGAAAAUGAAGUAGGAAAUGAACUUAUUGCAGUGAUUGGACCAAACGCAAGAGCCGAGAGAAAUUCAGGAGGUGGCUCUGCUUCAAUUCGUACGAGAUACACUAUCACUCCCUUCGAAGGAAUCCUAAACAAAGUGAAAGAGCGUGCUGGUGAUAAUGCUGUUAUUAUCGAGCAUUCACUUGGUGCUUACUUGGAUAAGACAAUGCCAGAUAUUGGAAACAUUUUAACCCGUGAGAAUGGUGAGAAAGGUUUUACAAUUAAAUUCUUUAGGGAACCUCGUGGAUCUCCAAACAGAGGUGAGCCAUUUGAUGUUGUUUUAUCCGACUCUACCAAGAUGUUUUUAACCGACUACAGUUCCUCAAAGUUACCUGCUGGAACCCAUUUAUUCUACGCUGAUAUUGAAGGUUAUUUUACACCUGAAGAAACCUCAGCCUACGAGUUUGGUUGCUCAUGUUUGGGAACUGCUCAAAUGUUUGUGGACGAUGAACUUGUUGUUGAUAAUAAAACGCACCAGGUGAAGGGUGAUGCCUUUUUUUUAGGAUUGGGUACUCGUGAGGAGAAGGGCCAGAUAGAUUUGGAAAAAGGCAAAAAGUACAAAUUGAGAGUGGAAUUCGGAACUAGUCCUACCAGCAAGCUACUUGCUGGAGUUCACGACACUGGAGGAGUCUUCUUUGGAGCGCAGAUCAAGACUACUGAUGAGGUGGCUUUGGAGAAAGCUCUCGAUCUCGCCAAAAGAGCAGACAAGGUAGUCUUGGUUGCUGGAUUAUGCAAGGAUUGGGAAUCUGAAGGUUACGAUAGGAAAAUUAUGGAAGUUCCAGGCUGGACAGAUAAAUUGAUUGCUGAAGUGUGCAAAGUGAACCAAAAUGUUAUUGUCGUAAAUCAGUCUGGAUCUCCAAUUUCCAUGCCGUGGAUAAACAAGGUGAAGGCACUUGUCCACGCAUGGUACGGAGGUAACGAACUAGGCAACGCAAUCGCUGACGUGCUCUUUGGUGAUGUCAACCCCAGUGGAAAAUUGUCACUCACGUUCCCGGAAAAAUUGGAGCAUAAUCCAUCUUUUUUGAACUUCGGCUCUACCAACAGUCGUGUCUUGUAUGGAGAGGAUGUUUUUGUGGGCUACAAGUAUUAUGAGAAAGUAGACAGAAAGCCAUUAUUUCCUUUUGGUUUUGGACUUUCGUACACCACUUUCGCUUUCAACAAUAUCCAGACUGUCAUCGAUGGAGAUCACAUUGUUGCCAAUUUGGAUGUUUCCAACACUGGUGAAGUAGACGGUGCUGAGGUUGUACAAUUGUAUGUGAAGCCUCAGAAUCCAAGUAUCAUCCGUCCCGUUAAGGAGCUCCGCGACUUUGGGAAGGUUUUCUUAAAGUCUGGUGAGACGAAAACGUUGACAUUGAAGACUUCUCUCUUGGAGGCAACCUCAUACUGGGAUUCUUACCAGAAGAAAUGGUUGUCUGAAAAGGAUACUUACACCAUUAUUUUGGCAACUUCAUCAGACAAAGUUGUUGGUCAGUCAGAUAUAACAACCGUGGCUGACAAGUUCUGGCUGGGAUUGUAA